Molecule: messenger RNA, 1542 nt
Organism: Triticum dicoccoides
Lineage: Eukaryota; Viridiplantae; Streptophyta; Magnoliopsida; Poales; Poaceae
Product: alkane hydroxylase MAH1-like
Exons: 2
Coding region: 1-1542 (513 amino acids)
Molecular function (GO): heme binding; iron ion binding; oxidoreductase activity, acting on paired donors, with incorporation or reduction of molecular oxygen
Source: RefSeq, a predicted model, not a curated record
AUGGUUCCCGUCUCCUUCCUCGAGCUUUCACUCUCCUUGGUCUUCCUCGUCGUCCUCUACUACCUCCACCUGAGGUCCAGGCGCAAGAACCCAGCGAUCCCGCUGGACUGGCCGCUGGUGCGCAUGCUGCCGUCUCUCCUCGGCAGUCUCCCGCGCCUCCACGACUGGGCCACCUCCCUCCUCAGCGUCAGCGAUCUCAACUUCCGCAUCAUCGGCCCGCUGCACUCGGGGAUGCAGCUCUUCUUAACCUCCGAUCCUGCCAACGUCCGCCACGUCUUCACCUCCAACUUCCCCAACUACCCCAAGGGCCCCGACUUCGCCGAGAUCAUGGACAUCCUCGGCGGUGGCAUCUUCAACGCCGACGGCGACUCCUGGCGCCACCAGCGCGCUAAGGCGCAGCUGCUCAUGUCCGGACCCUGGUUCCGGGCCUUUGUGUCCCAGUGCAGCCGCCGCAAGGUGGAGAGUGACCUACUCCCGCUGCUCGCCCACGUCGCCGCCGCCGGCACCGGCGAGUGUGACCUCAUGGACGUGUUCCUCAGGCUGACAUUCGACAUGACGACCACGCUGGUGUUCGGCGUCGACCCGGGCUGCCUGGCCAUUGGCUUCCCGGAGGUGCGGUUUGCGCGUGCUAUAGACGACGCCAUGGACGUACUCCUCAUCCGCAAUGUACUCCCGCUGUCGUGGUGGAAGCUGGUACGGUGGCUCGGGGUAGGGUACGAGAGGAAGAUGGCGGUGGCGCAGCGCGAGAUCGACCGGUUCAUUGGCGACACGAUCGCCAAGAGGCGUGAGGCGGUUAAAGCUAGAGGCGGAAACGAGGACUCGGACACGACGGACCUGCUCUCCUCCUACAUCGACGACGAUGAUGCUGGCAUGACUGUGGACGUCUUCCUCCGCGACACGACCAUGAACCUUAUGCUCGCUGGCCGUGACACGACUGGCUCGGCGCUGUCCUGGUUCUUCUAUCUCCUCACCAAGAACCCGCACGUGGAGUCCAAGAUCUUGGAAGAGCUCGACACCAUCAAGGCCACCACCACCACCGUGGACGGCAAUGGCAUGGCAACCUACGACCCGGAUGAGCUGAGCCGGCUCGUGUACCUGCAUGCCGCCCUGUGCGAGGCUCUCCGGCUAUACCCUCCGGUGCCGUUCGAGCACAAGGGCGUGGUGGCGGCGGAGACGCUGCCGAGCGGACACGAGGUGCGGCCGGGGGACAAGAUCAUCGUGUCGCUGUACGCGAUGGGGAGAAUGGAGGCCGUGUGGGGCGAGGACUGCCGGGACUUCCGGCCGGAACGGUGGAUCUGCGAGGACGGCAAGCCGCGGUACAUGCCGUCGUACAAGUUCGUGUCCUUCAACACCGGGCCACGGACCUGCCUCGGCAAGGACAUGGCGUUCGUGCAACUCAAGGUGGUGGCGGCCACCGUGGUGCGGAACUUCUUGGUGGAGGCCGUGCCGGGGCAUGUCGUCGAGCCCAACGUCUCCAUCAUUCUCCACAUGAAGAACGGCUUCAAGGCCAAGAUCAAGAGGAGGCAGGUGAUGAACAAUUGA